Gaeumannomyces tritici R3-111a-1 is the source of this 3382-nucleotide messenger RNA. RefSeq lists its product as hypothetical. NCBI's taxonomy places the organism in Eukaryota, Fungi, Ascomycota, Sordariomycetes, Magnaporthales, Magnaporthaceae. The transcript is spliced from 2 exons. Bases 1919 to 2605 code for a protein of 228 amino acids. The record is from RefSeq and is a predicted model, not a curated record. Gene Ontology annotation, molecular function: lyase activity.
ACGCUCGCAGCCGAGAAGGGGACUUCCAGCGCUUGGCCGGGACCGGUUGAGAUGUGAUUUAGGUCAGGGUCGACAGGCACACAGGCCAGGUUGGCCCAGAUGGUUGCGCUGGCUCGGCCAAGUUUUUUGUUUUCCGCCGAUUCCCCAGCUUCCAAAAUUAACAACACGCCUCAGUCGAUAUUGCCCCCACCUGGGCCGGCGCGCCGAUUCAUCAUAUUGGGUGACUGGGCUGUGCUCCUGCGUUGUCACGGCUGUACCUUGCCUGAGCUUGCUUCCAAUGUCCAGCCCAGCCUCGCUAGCCUCAGCUUCGGGGGCGAUUUUGACAGAAGCAGAAAAGGGGGUCAGGGCGAUCGGUUUUGCCACCGCUGCGCAAGCCUCAUCGGCUAGGGCAUCACGGCAUGUGGUGACAGGUGCCAGGCAAGCCAGGUUGCCUCGACGGAGACACGGAGAAUCGACGCAUCACCGCUCUACACAAGUGUCAAAGUGCUGACUGGGCGCAAGUGAGUUGACGGUUCAUGGGGUCGGUCGGGAUGCAACGUAUUGGCUGAGGCCGAGUCGGGAGAGGGGGAAUAAGGGGGUCCAUGACGUCAUCCUGGACCCUUCCCGCAGCCCGGAAAGGCCAUCAAGGCUACGAAAGGCCGAACUAUUACGCCAUCCGACUGACGGACACUCUCCCUGACACAUUGCCCGCCUCCAUCACGUGCUCUCCCUUGAACCUUGGGCGGCUUUCCCACCAAUUUCGUGCCCAGCCGCAACCUCAGCCCCAGCCGCAACCCAACCCCGACCAGACACCUGAGCGGGCGGGCAGACCUCCUUCCCGGCUUAUACGCUCCCCCACAUCCCCACAUGCGACUCCGGCCCGGAGAGCCUCAGAGCCAAACACAGCCGCGGCGGCCGGCGUCUGGUGCUGCUGCGGACUGGAAGCGGGCCUCCGGGCUGGCCGACAGCGGCUGAAACCCACUCAUGCUGCUGCUACUGCUGCCGCCGUGGGGAGAGGACUGGGUGAUUGAUAGGGAGAUGUAACCGGCUCUCGGGUAAGGGGCAGCCUCGGCGCAGAGCUGAGGUGUCUUGGCUGCUUCUGGCUGAGACGGGCAGCUUCACAGAAGGCAAUGAAAGGCCCUUCUUGAAGCGCCUCACCGGCUCGCUCUUCGCCUACAAGCGGCCUCGGGCCGGCGCAUGCAGAAAGGCUUCAACAAAUCUCAGGCCCGGGCUUUGCUGUUGCCCAGGAUUCCCCUUGCGUGUAUAUGGCGUGUGUGCCAUGGCCUUUGGGAAACGUGAUGCUAGCGCUUUGUCCUUCCAUGCUUGGGCGGAUGCUUCAACUCCGCGCAAGUACAGAUAACUGUCCAUUCUCCUGCCUCCCUCGGGCGUCUUGCGAGGUUUUCGUCCCGUCUCGGUACGGCGCGUGAGCACACCUUUGAACAGACCCGGCCUUUCCCACCCCACCCCCACCAGCCCGGUUCUGCUUGCAGUUUGGACGACACCGGCUGAGUAGGAAAGCUUCUCUUGGAGAAGUUGGAGCCAGCAAAAGAGACGAAAAACAUGUCCGUCCACCCUAUCGCAAAAGCUUAGGCCGAUCACCCUCGUUACAAGUUCUCCAUUUCGUCUUGCGAUCACCGGCUGCUGCGCGUUGGGGCCGGCGCGGUAAACGUGGCUAAUGGGCAAAACGCGUACAUGCUGUCGCCGCUCCAGGCCCGAGCGAGCCGGAGAGGCCAGCGCUGCGUGAAGAAACAAUAUGGUAUAUCUGUAGUCCAUCGCGGCCACCCCUGGACGUGGCAAGGAUUCAGGGACAGGUACGCGGACAGACUAAGCAUCGGUUUUUCAGGACCAAGCCCCAACAGCCAGCUCUUGCCAUCUCCCCUCCCAUCCACCUCGGGCCAGUCAUCCCGUUAACUCCAACUCAGCCCAUCGCGAGCUCGCCAUGGGUCUCUACGACACACUGCCGCCGCACGUGCCGCAAUGGCUUCCGCUGGCCUCGGCGGGCGUGCUGGUGAUCGGCAUGGUAUGCUGGUACUCGGCGUACGCGCUGAUCACGCUCAAGGCGAUCAAGGACAAGAGCUACGGCAUGCCCAUGAUGGCCACCAUCGGCAAUUGGUCCUGGGAGCUGCUGUACCCGUUCUGCGUGGCCGAGCACCCGUUCGAAAUGGUCGGGCUGGGGCUCUGGUUUUUUCUCGACGUUGGCAUGGUUUGGACGACCGUUAUGUAUGCGCAUAACGACUGGAAGAUUUCGAGCCCCUGGGUCGGCCGUAACAUGGGCAAGAUCUUCCUGGUGCUGAUGCCGUUUGUGCUCUGGGGCAACUACACCUUCUCGUCCUGGUGGCUGUCGGAGCCCGGGGCUGGCUCGGGUGACAAGACGGGCAAGUGGUUCAGGGGCCGCGAGGGCUACGAUACGCUCGAGCUCGGCAUCUGGAGCGCCCUGAUCCCGCAGUGCUGGAUCAGGGCCGGCAGCCUAGCUAUGCUGCUCUCGCGCCAGCACAGCGCCAGCACGAGCUUUACGAUUUGGUUCCUCAGGGCGCUCGGCUCGGCGGCCGGCAUGUGGGGUACUGGCCGGAGCAGCACGGCUCCUUCGCCAGCCACUUCCACCUGUUCCUCUCGAGCAUCUACCUAGGCGCCGACCCGAUCUACCCAUUCGUCCUGUACCGGGUCAUGCAGACUGAGGUGAUCCUACCCGACGCUAGACACAUCGGCGCCGAGCACUACCGCAUCGAACAGGCGCUGGCCAUGGCGGCGGGGCAGGCCAUGGAGGUUGUGGAUAGGAAGGGCUAGUGAGGCCGGGGAGCAGUGGUGAGACAGGCGGACCGACAUGUCGUCACUGUGCCGCGGGGAUGUGACGUCUUGCAAAUGGUUGCGGUCUGUUGGUUGGCUGAUUGGGAGUCAGUGGCAGGCUCUAGGGGCGCUAUUGAUCGAGACACAGCUAACAGAUCAUUACGCGCAAAUUCGAAGGGUGAUACUGGACAGGACAGAAUAUAUUUGCACGGUUUCCAGAUUGGGCAAAACUGCGCCGUUUUCUUAUUAACUCACCGUUUUAUUUGCCGCCAGACAUGUCGCUGGAUGCUGGCUGGACAGCCGUCUAGACAGCGACGGCCAAACCGCCACCGCCCGGCAGCUCCUUGCACCUUUGCAGCAGGUGCCCGGUUUUGGGCGCAGAGCCGAAAGGGCCGUUUUGGGGGACAAAAGACCAGACCAAUCAGGGCGGGGGUUCGCAAGCUCGGACGCAAACGAUAAUGACCUCACGACUUCUGAAAAGCUUGUUGGCAUUGGCGGGCGGUGGUUUGCCAAGAGCAUUGGCAUCUGUUCGACUUUGUUCGUUGAUGCUCCGCCCAUCCCUCAUCCCCGCAAAAGUUUACAUGCCGCAGGGUCAAUGGGGCACUGACGGAGCACGUGG